Molecule: messenger RNA, 467 nt
Organism: Paramecium pentaurelia
Lineage: Eukaryota; Ciliophora; Oligohymenophorea; Peniculida; Parameciidae
Source: the annotation of a GenBank genome assembly
AUGUCUAAAUUUAGAUAAGAAGUCUCAUAGCAAUUUCACAACAAUUCUAAAACUAAAUGUGCAGUUAAUUCUGUUAGCAAAUGUGUUGAUAAAUUGGCAUGUAUUUAAUAUGCAAUUGCAUGCUAAUGUUACAUAGAUAACAAUGAAGCUAAUUGUACAUGGGAUACUAAACCCUAAAAAGUUAUGAUAUUUUAUGUUUGAAGAAUGCAGAUGAUUAGAAAAAUUUUAUCACCCAUGCUUAUGUACAGCUAAAUUUAAUUAAAGCACCCUCACUAAUUCACCAUGGUGACUUGAAAAAGGUGCUUUUACUGAUUAUCGAAAUGAAAAAGUUUGUUUGGGAGCAAUCCUUGGAGAUAAAGCUUAAUGUAAAUUGGAUAUGGGUACUAAACCUUAUAAAGAUCUGGCUAUAUUUAAUUGCUCUAUAGUAGAAGGAAAAAUCUUAAAGGUGGUUAUUGUAAUUCUUUUGA